CUUAAGCCCUAGAUUGGAUUAGAUUAGGGCUCUUCAGGAUGGGCAGCUUGGCGAGGCGCGCAGGGAUCGCGAUCGCCCGGCGCAGCGCUUGCAUUUCCGCUCGAUCGUACAGCAGCAUCGAUCGCGACAUUGAAGAAUUCAACCAGGAGCUGGAAGAAAUGUUUGGUGCUCCCCCUGCCGCUGCUGGCGCGCAAGGAUUUCCAGCGAGAGAUCCAUCGUCCCAGAGCAUCGCAGCUCCAUCGAUAGCUAGAGAUCGAUCUUCUUCUCUAACUCACUUCGAUAGCUCUGGAAAGGCCUCGAUGGUGGACGUCUCUCACAAGAUGGACACCAAAAGGAACGCAGUAGCGUCCGGUAGAGUCCUCCUCGGGCCCGACGUCUUCCAUCUCGUGGCCGCCAACAAGAUCGCCAAGGGAGACGUCUUGACAGUGGCCAAGAUAGCGGGCAUCCAGGCCGCCAAGCAAACCGCGACGCUCAUACCUCUGUGCCACACCAUAGCUCUCAGCUCGGUGGACGUGAUGAUGGCGCUGGACGAGGAGGCUAGCUGUGUGGAAGUCACCGCGGAGGCUAGCUCGGUUGGCCCGACUGGUGUGGAGAUGGAAGCUCUCACGGCUGUCUCGGUGGCUUGCUUGACGGUGUACGAUAUGUGCAAGGCUGCGUCCAAGGCUAUACAGAUAUCCGGCAUCGAGCUCGUGUCCAAGUCCGGUGGCAAGAGUGGCGACUGGCAUCGAGAGAAGAAUUGAAGAAGCACUAUGGAUGAUGUGCUAUGGAUUUUGUAGCAAGGUGGAUAACGCUGCUAUGGCUUCAAUCACUUCAUGGGCGACGACGAACUUGAGGUGUGGCGGAGAAACCAGACCAACGCUUCCU
Molecule: messenger RNA, 864 nt
Organism: Selaginella moellendorffii
Lineage: Eukaryota; Viridiplantae; Streptophyta; Lycopodiopsida; Selaginellales; Selaginellaceae
Product: cyclic pyranopterin monophosphate synthase
Exons: 4
Coding region: 39-740 (233 amino acids)
Biological process (GO): Mo-molybdopterin cofactor biosynthetic process
Source: RefSeq, a predicted model, not a curated record